Molecule: messenger RNA, 739 nt
Organism: Paramecium pentaurelia
Lineage: Eukaryota; Ciliophora; Oligohymenophorea; Peniculida; Parameciidae
Source: the annotation of a GenBank genome assembly
UAUGCAGCAAAAGUUAGAAGAAUUAGAGAAGUUAAAUAAAUAAUAACGAGCUUAACUUGAACAAAACAAUCAAGAAAUUACAAAAUUAAAGAAAGACCUUGUUGAUCUAUAGAGUAGUUAUGAAUAAUAACUCAGUAAAGAAAGAAUAAAUAGCCAAUAAGAAUUAAAGAAUAGAAUAACAUAAAUGUAAAAUGAAAAUACAUAGAGAUUUAAAGAUCAAAAAUAAUAACAUGAUGUUGAAAUGGAAUAGUUUAAGAGGUCAUUUGAAAGGAAUAUUGAAAAACUUAUGAAAGAAAAAUCAGCAUUAUAAGAAUAAUUGACAAAUGCAGAAAUUGAAAAAAUAUAUUUAAAAUAAUCAACAUAAUCAUUAUCAGAAUGUAAAGAUUGCAUUAAAGAUUUAUAAAAUCCCAAUGUCGUUAAAGAAACUUUGGAAAAGCUUUAAAAGAGAUUAAAAGAAUGUUAAGAAUAAAUUAAAUAAUUGUAAAUAUAACUCAAAGACAUAUCUGAAUUAGAAUAUAAGGCCAAGGAAAUGUCAUAAAAGUAUUAAUAAUAACUUUACAAAAUGAAAGAAAAUUUUGAUAAACAAGAAAAAGAAUUAUAAAAUUAAUAGGCUUCUUUUAAUGAAAUUACCAAGAAAUUUGAAUAAGAAUAAUAAAAAAAUCUUUAAUUAAAAGAUGAAUUUGAAAAAGAGAAAAUGAGAUUACAGGAAUAAAUUAAGUCCCUUUAAAGAUCAAGAUGA